CUUAUACUACUCGUAUUACCUUGAAACUUGAUUUAAAAUUUUUAAAGCUAAAAAUACUAUUGUUCUUAGUUUCUUUCGUUAUCUCAAAAGUAAUUUUAGAACCACGAUACAUAGACAACUAAAUCACAGUAGCUAUAAGUGGCGGAACAAAAUUAACAAUGUACUUAAUUUAUUAAGGGGAGAUAGGGUUUUGCACUUUCAAAAAAUCAAUUUUUUUGUCUUUUCUUGUAGUUAAACAUUACAAGAAUAUAUUCCCAAAAUUUCAAGUUGAUCCGAGCAAAAUUCUCAAAGUUAUUAAGUAGUUAGUCUCCACUCAUUCAAACUGUAGUUCCGACAGCUGCGGACGCUCAGAACGGCCCCUCGUAGCGAUGAGCAGGUAUACAGUUUAUUUACUUGGGGAUCAUUCUCGACCUUCUGACAGUAUUGUUACACAGGCCCGGUUUUUCGCGCAUGCGCGUCAAAUAAGGACACGAGCGUCAGUUAGUUGUGGAACGUUCGAUCGUGCGCUUGUUUUCAGUGAUUUAAUAAUUUUGUAAAGAUCUUUUCUAUUAAACAAUGCCGAGAAUAUCUAAGGUUUCGAGAAAUGGUCAAAGAAAUAGUAGAACUUUUUUGUGUAGGUCAAAAAAAAGACCAAAUCCAAGUAAACAAAAAAAAGAUGAAACUAGUACGUCGAGUGCAUCAUAAAAAAAAAACGUUGAAAAACAUUAUUAAAUUGUAGAUUUUUUGCUUGUUUUCUCGACAAUUUCAACGUUAGUGAAAUGUGUUCAGUGUGAUGGUUCAGUUCAGUUUAAAAGUUGCAAAAAAGAAGGUCUUGGUUUUGAAAUUCAGAUUAAAUGUGCUAAAUGUAAUCCACGCUAUAUACCGUCGAGUGACAAAACUGGUCAUCGCUAUGAAAUCAACACUCGAUUCGUUUUUGUAAUGCGUGCAUUAGGCUUAGGUUUAGCAGGCUGUAAUAAGUUUUGCGGCCUCAUGGAUAUUGUAAGUGAUUUUGUAUCAAAAACGUCUUAUUUGGAAAUAAUGAAAAUGAUUUGCUCCAGCGUAGAAACGACUGCUAAAAAUUUUCUCCUUUCCGCCGCAAACGAAGAAAAGCAAAAAACACGUGAAAACUCGGAGUCUGACACUGUUUCUGGCGAUGGCACGUGGCAUAAGCAAGGCUACAGCUUUUUCUUUGGCGUCGCUUCAUUAAUUGGUUAUUGGACUGGAAAAGUGAUUGAUAUUUUCAUAAGUAGUUUACAUUGUCAACUUUGAAAAAUUAUGGGAAAAAAAUGAAGACUGCUGAAUUUGAAGAGUGGUACUCACAACACGUUGCUAAUGAUGAAUGUGAUGCCAAUCAUACUGGACUAUCAGGUAACAUGGAAGUAAACGCAGUAAUUGAAACGUUUCGCCGCUCAGAAGAAAAUUAUGGAACAAAAAUUAACAAUUAUAUCGAAGACGGCGAUAGCAAAACUUACGGCAAUUUAGUGCAAGCGAAACUUUACGGUAAGAACUUCACUAUAAAUAAAAAAAAUGUGUAGGCCAUGUACAGAAACGAAUGGGAAAACGUUUACGUGAUUUGGUAAAUACGACUACUGAAGAUGUAGCCGUGAAGACAGGAAAAAAUGCAGGUAGAACGCGGCGAAGUAAAAUACUUGGCGGUAAAGGAAAACUUACUGGAAAAGUAAUCGAUAAUUUGAGUCGAUACUACGGAGCAGCAAUAAGGCAUAAUUGUGAUUUGGUCGAGAAAAUGAAAAAUGCGAUCUGGGCCACGUACUACCACCAGCAGUUAACAGACGAUAAUCCUCAACACGAUAUGUGCAUGAGCGGUGAAAAUUCGUGGUGUCCUUAUCAAAAAGCUCUGGCCAUAACAGGAGUGGAGAAUUUCCAGCACAAUUACACUCCACUUCCAGAAAAUGUCAUCCAAGCUAUAAAACCAAUUUAUGAAGAUUUGAGCAAGGACGAACUUCUGGAAAGAUGUCUUGGAGGUUUUACCCAAAAUGCAAACGAAAGUUUGAACCAACUUAUUUGGAGAAUCGCAAAAAAAUUAUCUGGCAGCAAACAAAUUGUUGAAUUUGCAGCCUAUGUAGCUGCAUGCACUUUCAACGAAAGUGUUGGUGCUUUCCUCAUCUUUCUUUCUGAUAUGAACGUCAGCUUUGGGCCGAGCGCUCACGAAUACGCAAGAUUGGAGGACAGCUGUCGCAUGAACAGGGUCGAUAUACGAGCUGAGCAGCACAGCAAAGAAGCCAGAAUAAAGAAAGACUCGAAAAAAAAGAGGCUGAGGACAUCGAAGCUGCUGCAAGGAUUGUACUCUAUGGAGCUGGAAUCGAUGAUUCAGUAUAAUUUUCAGCUAAGAUACAGUGAACACCGCAAAUCGUCUUUUUCCAAAGGCGCUCUGGGAAAAGUUCUGUCACCGGCUUGUUUGUGAAUAUUUUUGCAUCAAAAUUGUACAGAAUAUUCUUAAAACCAUACUUAAUAAUGUACAAAAGGUUUUAAUAAAUUUACUUAAACCAUUUUUCUAAAAAAAAUUCGUAAAAAAAGUGUAUUUUUUCACGCUAAAAACCCUAUUCCCCUCCUUAAGAGUGAUAUGUAAUGCCAAUUAAGAGCUAAACACGAGAUCUUCUAGUGUGAAAUCAUGUAUUCUUUCUCAAGAAUUUUUUUACAAAUGUUUUGGUCUCUGAUUCGAACUAUCUUCAAUGUGACAAAGUAAAAUCUAUGAAUCAAAUGUAAAAAAUCGGUCAAAAUGUUAUUGUAUUGAGUGUCGCAUUACGUACAAAAAUCUUGCUUGUAAGACAUUCUCCUCUCACGGUCUUAGUCUAUCAUGAACAUGCUCAUUAUUGUAAUAAUUUACGUUUUGGAAAACACUAGAU
This is a messenger RNA of Solenopsis invicta (red fire ant), 2843 nucleotides long. RefSeq lists its product as uncharacterized. The coding region runs from base 1532 to 2401 and encodes 289 amino acids. The record is from RefSeq and is a predicted model, not a curated record. The transcript has 2 exons. Lineage: Eukaryota; Metazoa; Arthropoda; Insecta; Hymenoptera; Formicidae.